AUGCGGGACGGCGGACUAGGAAAGCUUCACAAGCGGAUGCGGCGGUUUGGAGAUACGUUGAAUCCAGACGACGCUUACCUUAGCUAUCAUGACAUCAGGUUGACAAGAGGCGACCUGCAAUCUCUCAAGGAUGACUGGCUUACAGAUAAUAUUAUAUCCUUUUGGGAGGAGUACUUGGAACGGGAGUUCCUCGUUCAGUACAAAACCUCCAAUAUUGUCCUUCUUCGACCGAGCAUGUCCUUUAUGAUUCUACAGACGCCGAACCCGCAUUCGCUGCGCGAUGCUCUGCCGGACUUUAGCCGGACCACGCACGUCUUUCUUCCGAUCAACGACUGCCGAAAUGUCACAGAGGCCGAAGGUGGUACGCACUGGUCUUUGCUACUAAUAUCAAUAGUGGAUGGAAUAGCGUUCCACUACGAUUCCCUACCGCCAGGCAACUACUGGGAGGCGAAGACCGCCACUGCGAAGUUUGGAGCUCUUCUAAACCGUCCUAUCCGGUUCGUCAACCUUGAGGACUCACCCGUACAGGAGAACGGCAGUGAUUGCGGCGUGUUCGUUUGCUUGAGUAUGCGGCACCUGCUGCUGAAACGGUUGCUCAAGGCCAACUCGACCGAGAAGAUUAGUAUGAGCCUGGGUGGGUGGAAGGUAGACGCGCGCUCGGGGCGCAAAGAAAUAGCCAAAACGAUCGAGGGCUUCCGAAAGGAAGGUGAAAGGCGAAGAUCGUAUGUUGCUCUCAGCCUGGUUCCUUUCUCUUUGCUCACAUCCUUUCAGGGCAAGUUUAAGCCCCGCGGGCAAGAAAUCGAACAGCCCUCCGCGGAUUGA
Molecule: messenger RNA, 822 nt
Organism: Aspergillus calidoustus
Lineage: Eukaryota; Fungi; Ascomycota; Eurotiomycetes; Eurotiales; Aspergillaceae
Source: the annotation of a GenBank genome assembly